Molecule: messenger RNA, 543 nt
Organism: Solanum stenotomum
Lineage: Eukaryota; Viridiplantae; Streptophyta; Magnoliopsida; Solanales; Solanaceae
Product: protein Ycf2-like
Exons: 1
Coding region: 1-543 (180 amino acids)
Source: RefSeq, a predicted model, not a curated record
AUGAUGCAAAAGGGCUCUUGGUCUAUCCUUGAUCAGAGAUUUCUCUAUGAAAAAUAUGAAUCGGAGUUUGAAGAAGGGAAGGGAGAAAGAGCCCUUGACCCGCAGGAGGAUUUAUUCAAUCACAUAGUUUGGGCUCCUAGAAUAUGGCGCCCUUGGGGCUUUCUAUUUGAUUGUAUCAAAAGGCCCAAUGAAUUGGGAUUUCCCUAUUGGUCCAGGUCAUUUCGGGGUAAGCAAAUCAUUUAUGAUGAAGAGGAUGAGCUUCAAGAGAAUCAUUCGAGGUUCUUGCAGAGUGGAACUAUGCAGUACCAGACACGAGAUAUAUCUCAAGGCCUUUUUCGAAUAAGCCAAUUCAUUUGGGACCCUGCAGAUCCACUCUUUUUCCUAUUCAAAGAUCUGCCCCUGGCUCUGUGUUUUCACAUCGAGAAUUAUUUACAGAUGAAGAGAUGUCAAAGGGGCUUCUUACUAUCCAAACAGAUCCUUCUACAUCUAUAUAUAAACGCUGGUUUAUCAAGAUUACGCAAGAAAAGCACUUCGAAUUGUUGA